Macrosteles quadrilineatus (aster leafhopper) is the source of this 6432-nucleotide messenger RNA. RefSeq names its product TGF-beta-activated kinase 1 and MAP3K7-binding protein 3-like. The record is from RefSeq and is a predicted model, not a curated record. Bases 295 to 1758 code for a protein of 487 amino acids. NCBI's taxonomy places the organism in Eukaryota, Metazoa, Arthropoda, Insecta, Hemiptera, Cicadellidae. The transcript has 9 exons. Gene Ontology annotation, molecular function: ubiquitin binding.
GUCAGAGCAGAAGAUAGCAGACAGUGUUUGUGCUUGUUUUGUUCACUAAAAUUUCAAUCUUAAUAACAUUGAUUUAUGUGUCAAGAUUGUUACAUAGUUACCUCAUUCUGUCGUGAUAUCUAACUGCAUACUCACUGAAUCUUAUAAUUCAAAAGUUGUAUGUUUUUAAUGAACGUUUGGUCUUUGUGUAAAUCAGUUUCAUAUCAUGCUAUUGGUUGGUACCCCAUAGGCCUAACUCCAAAAAUCUGGAAUCACAUUGGAGAGUUUCUUGCAGUAUGAGGGUGGUGGGCUGAGAUGGCCGAGUGCCCUUGUUCCAACAUUUCCAUAAUGCAACUCUUCCAUGAACUCAAACAGAAGUUUCCUGCAGUUCCUGACAGUGUCGUUACCGAGUGCAUCAAACUAAACUCACACGACAGAGAGGCAUGUGAGGCAGUGCUGUGUAGGGAGGACCAGGCGUACAGAGGCAGAGUGGCUAGGAUGGCCGCGGAGUCUUGCAGACCAGACACUCUACCGCUGGAGGACACUGUGUGGGACUUUGACCGCAGACUCAUGGGACGACAGUCUCUGGACAGUCUACAGUGUGUGCAUGGAGCACGGCGGAUGUGCAAACAAUACUCGGAAGAGUUCUUGAAUAAACGCGAAGGUGAACAAAUUGGUGCGUUUUCAAGGUUGUCGAUAAGCGACGAGUGGCGGCGUGGUGUGGAGUGCGGGAGUGAAGAUGUGUGUCGUUGUGAGAGGACGAGAGUGAGUGUGAUGUCGUACGGUUCUCCGCACUCGGCCCCUGUUACACCUAGCAACCCCCCGCCACUCCCUCCGGUCACAGUGAAUGUGAGACACACUACGUCAUUGGACGUGGAACCGACACCUCACUACAGACUACCUGAACCCUCCAGACCGUAUACUUCAGUCAACCUGACACUUAGACCACCCUCGUCCGACCCUCAGCCGCCCAUAGACAUCCGAUCCGGGGGUGGAGGGUUGACUUACUCGAGCUGCUCGUACGACCCCCGCCAGGGUUACCAGUCCCAUCUGCAGAUCAGCAUUGGUCCAGGAGGUACAGGCACUGUGACUGCGGCCAGGACACUACACAGGCCUCCCCCGGCACUGCGACCCACGGUGUCUAUGCCUGAUGUAGCCACCACCUCCACUCAGCUCACACAACCUUCAAACACCUUGCUCAACCUACCUCCUGCUACUCGAGCACUGGUGUCCAAGCAGUUAGAGCGCAAGGAGAGGUUAUCCAGAGAGCUGGCCAGGUAUAGAGAGCGACUAAGCAGCAUGAAGGCAGAAAACCACUCUAUGGCCACUGACCUAGAGAAUAGACUGAGAGCACCAAACCCUUCUGCUAGGGUGAAGAAGCUGAAAGAAGAGAUCAGCCUCCUGCAGAUGGAAUGUAACCGGAUGACAAAGGAGGUUUACCACAAUGCAGAGCUCAGGCACGUCAACACUGAAACUUUACCUCUUGGAGAAACCAACGAAGAGUUUUACAAGAACAUUUACAGAGGCCAGCUGUUCCCUAGACAAGCAGUUCGCCAGAGGCCGACGACUGCCCCGGCUGUCACAGUGGUGGGGGAAGGCCGUCACUGGACUUGUCACGUUUGUACAUUCCACAAUCAUCCGGCACUUAACAAGUGCGAGCAGUGUGACAUGCCAAGAAUCAUCACAGGAUCAGAGACUCAAAACAUCCACAUCCAUGUGACUCAUCAUAAUGUUCCUUCUUCACCAUACAGACGAGUUGUACACAGUUGGGUUGUAUGAUAUUGCUCGCCUUUCAUCUGCCUAAUUAAACUUCACCCUUGUAAAUACUUCAGUCUAUUUUAUACCUCGAUCGUCAUCAGACGAUUGACAGUUACCAGUAAGCUACUCAAUAAAUCAAAUCUGUUUUUAUAAUUCUACAAGCGUACAGUGCUAUCUUAGUAAGCUGCAAGGUAAGAGGUAUGAAGGUCAUGUUCCAUAAGUAGUUUAGAACUUAUAUGCAAGAUAUACUACUCCAAUUGUAUGAAAUACCAAAGCAAUGAAAUGUGAAUCAGUAAGCUUAAAUAGAUACCUAUUGAUGAUUGGGUAUUUACUGUAGCAAAAUAUGCUUAAAUUAAGGCCCCUUUUGAUUUCCCGUCGUAGCUGAGCAAACUAGUUCCAAUCUGAGGCCGAAUCCUUGUUACUUACAUUAUCCCAUACUAUUCUAGCAGGCUCGCCCCCUCCCUAAUGGGAUGAUAAGUCUCGUCAUUCAAAAGCAUUCAGAGAUUUGACACUCCUGCCAAGCAGUAUAAGGUUAUAAUCACGUUCUGUGAUUUAGUCUUUGUAAGAAGAGGAUGAAUCACUGUUGAUUACUGUUGUCAGUUUACAGAUAUGCAGAAAUUGUUUUGACAAGAAAUGUGCAUUAGUGGCUUUGAGAGUUUCUUGACGCCCGUACUUAUUUGAACAGCAGGUCGGCAGUGGAUGUUCAUUAGUUUUCAUUGAGAGUGAUUGUAUUUGAGGAAAAUUUGCUUGCUGAUCGGCGUUUUUCAGACUUUUGGUCCUUGAUAGUGAUAUAGAGACGUCCCAAAUUAGUUUGAAUAUGUCCUUGUUCGUUCACAAAAUGGUCUGCAUCCAUAUUUUCCCCUGUCAGUGGUCACUGCCUUAGACCUAUGAACAUCAGUCGACCUACACCAUGGAAAAACAUUGUGCAAGUGAAGAUCACCUCCUAACUAUCUUCACUCUUUUCAAACAUUUUCUAUGUCCAAACACUUUAUUUAAUCCCGUCAACUGGUGAUAAACUUCAAUUGCAGUUGACGACUAAGACCACUGAAAUCCAAUCAUAUAUCUCGAUUUAUACUUGGAGAGUGUACAAUUUUCAUUCAAAAUAGCUUUAAAUACAAUGACAAGGACGAGACUAAUUGAAUGGCUCCCUGGAAAAACGUUCCAUGCGCCGUUUUGUAAACUUUACAGAAACUAAAAAAAAUGUUAAGAGAGUAAUUUUUUAAAGAUUAUUUUUGGAUUUUUUUUAGAUUCUGCUUGAUAGGUCUAGUCAAAACAAUGUUAUAAGGAUUUCUUUCAAGUAAAAAUCCAAAUUAUUAAGCUUUUGACAUUUUAAGUGUAAAUGUAGUGGAAAAACGUUACUUGGGCAUAGUUGAUAUGCACAAGCAACGUUUUUCUACUGAAACAUAGCACUCUACAAUACUGGCAUUUGGAACAUUUUGUAAAGAAUAAAGUUUUAAUAGCUGCAAUAAUUCAUUAUUUUUAUUGCUUAGGUACAGAAAUUCUCAAACUGCAAGUGAAAGAUUUUUUUUACAAUAUUGAAUCUUAUUUUAAUAAACGAAUACACAAUAUCUUGUUAAUGAAACGUACAUAACCCCUAGCCUUUGUAUUACGCUGAUAUUAUUUGUGUGCUUGGGACUUUUAAUUUUUUCAAUAUUGCACUUCAUUUAACUAAAAGAUCACACAAAAUCUUGUAAAAAAACGUAUUAUCUUGGUACAGUAUAGUCAACAGUAUAGUCAGUCACAAAAGGUAUAGUCUUGCAGCCCUUGUGUGUGCAGGAACAUGAGAAAUCCUUAAAUAAAUCAGCCCAUUCACCUAACAAAAAUAACAUAUAAGACAGUAAACAGUAAAUUGACAACAGCUAGGUUGUAAUUUACUAAUAAUAAGUAUUUAGAAAUGGAAAUUAAAUUCCUAUGUCCUGGUAAAUAUUCUGGAUCACAAACGUUAUAGUGUUCAACUGUAGUGUGCACUGUCGCACAAGUAACGUUUUUCCAAUUACUUCAGAAACAGGUAAUUUUUCAGGCACUACUUCAUUUUUGUAGUUUUUUUACUCUUCCCCGCUAUUUCUAUGACUCUUCUUAACUUUCUUCUUCCAAAAAUCUAUGUUUAACUUUAGUUUUUUGCCUCUAUUUAAUUGUUUAAUAAGGCCUGACACCGGUGAAGACAUGGUCUUGUCCGCCCAAUAGCUGUACAAGGAACGUUCUUCCAGGGAGUGCCAAAUUCCCCUACCCAUAAUUCAAUGUUUUAGUUAUAAAAUCGGCCAAAAGAUGUCGCCACUUGAUGGACAAAAGCACAAGGAACGUUUUUCUAUCAAAAACCUGCAAACUCUAAUUCUGGCGCUUGGAACGUUUUUCCGGGGAGCCAUUCAAUUGUCCAUCCUUGUGGGAACCAUCUAGAAUAGUAGUGGGUGCAGUAAGGAACACAAGGUUGGUUUGAGAUUUUAACUAGCUCUCUAAGCUAGGGCAGGGAGCCAAUGGAGACUUUAAUUUAUGAACAGCCCUUGUAUGUGUCACAUAAUGAUAACCACAAUUAAAAUUAAAUAACUUUACAGUUUCAUAUUUAUUAAUCUGAACUGUUUUCUUCAGCAAAAUCAGCAAUGUAAAAAAAUUUACAUUUCAUCUCCUUGACCUUCAUAUAGGAUAUGGAAAAAAUUAUAGGAUAUUUGGUCUGCAACUCAUCUGGAAAAAUGCUUCAAAAUGCUGAUCUUGCUGCAGUAAUAACAAACAAAUACUUUAAAAUCAAUCCAUCAAUCUAACUUGCGUACUGUAUACAGUUGCAUAGAAGAAAAAUAUAUGUAGCAUUCAUAUUUAAUGAUUGUGAUAAUUUUGUGCUUUAGGCUAUGUUUUGUCUUCUAAAAUGUGCUUUGGACUCUAAUAUUAUUUGCAAACCUUGGCUGAUCAUAGUAUAAGGAUGUGUCACAUUGGUUAUAAACAUGACUUUGGAUAACAAAGAAGAUAUCCCAUUUAUUUUGACCAGGUUUGUAUCGUGGUACCGAGAGAGGAUAGUAGUGAGUCAUUUUCUUAUACUUAUAAUUGUUGCAAGGUCAUAUUCAUAAUUGGUCCUAUGGUUUGCAAAAUGUUUAAACUUCUCUUUGGCACAUUUUAAUAGUUUUGUGUAUAAAAAAGAAAAUGGUAUUGUAACACUAUGUCAGUGGCUCAAUCAAACUUGGUUAUUUCUAUAAUAGUCUACUCUAAAACUGGCUAAGACAUUAUGUGAAAAUAAUCUUUACUCAGCAGUUGAGAAUCUAGUCAAAGGUAAUGAGUCCUCAAUGUAGCUUCUAAAAAUAUUGUUACCAGCCUGUUAACUAUCAGGACCUUAGUGUAAUCAAACAAUACAUUUAUUCUUAUAAUCUAAGUGUAUUUUUUAAUAAUCUUUAAAAGUUAAAUAAUAUUUGCUGUUAUUUUAUAUGAAAGUUUGUGGAAGCAUUUAAAGUAUUUAAGGCAAAAGAUUAUUUGUAAUUUUUGUGAUAUUAGUCAUUAGAAUGAUGGAAAUGUGCUUACCAAUACUACUUUUAGGAUUAACCAACAAUAUAGGGUCAAUAAAAAGAGUAUGUGAUUAACAUUCUUAAUAACAAUAACUGUAUGAAAACUAUGUGGUAAAAAUGAGUUUGACUUUGAAAAAAUUUGGGAUGGAUCCUUUUGGAGUAAUUUAUUCAAAAUGCUCGAGUUAUGCCCUUAACUUGAAAAUGAUAACAUUAGAAAGGCCUAGACAAACUCGGAAAGUAAUAGGUCUUCAAAACGGCACACGGAAGAUUUCUCAGGUGCCGUUUGACGUCACUAACUGCUGACGUCACUUUGAGGGAACACCAUUACCGCAACGAUAUGGUUUCGAGCCAACGGCCUCAGUGGUGUAGUGGAUAGCGUGUCUAGCUAAUAAUCCGAAUGUACCGGGUUCGAAUCCCGCUGAUAGCACUAACUUUUUGUCAACAAUUUUUUUUCAUAUCAGCAAGUUUGGUUGGUUUGGUUAGGUUAUGAUAGUUUAAUUUUAUAAUUAAAAAAUUAUAAAAUUGAAUUUUAGGAUUAUUUUAUUUUAUGAACAAAACUACUUUUUAGAUUAGUAAACCUUCAUUCGAUUUUUUUCAUUAUCAGCACGUUUGGUUAGUUUGGUUAGGUUAUGACAGUUUAAUUUAAUAAUAGAAAAAUAUAAAAUUGUCUGUUUCUUCAGACUCAGCAGUUAAGUGACGUCAGCAAUUAGUGACGUCAAACGGCACCUGAGAAAUCUUCCGUGUGCCCCACCGAUAGGUCUUCAGCUCAAUCAUGAGAAAAGUCUGUAGCGUUUUGAUGGUUAAAAACUAAACCCAGCUGUCCUUAGCCAAUGGGCUUUCAGUAAAUAGUCCUAGUUGAAGUAUCAGCUGAUCUUAGUCAGUAACAAAACUGUCAUCUUAUUCAUUUUUGUUUCUAAAUAUUUGGGUAUGCAACCGUUUUUUAAUCUAAUCUAAGAGGAGCAUAAGUUAAAAAACCCAAAGAAAUCUGUCGACUGUUAAGUUUUUUUACAUAAAAUUUAUACAAUUAAAAGUUUGUAACUAUUUUUAUUUGAGUAGGCUUUUCUGGCCUUAUCAAAAGCCCACUAUGAAUUUAGGAUUUUGGGUGUUAUUUUAUGCAUUAUGUAAAAAAUAAACUGUGACAUCUGUCAUGUUUUGUCUAGCAGUUUUACCAGUUUCAAACAAAUCAAAAUGUCAAAUUCUCGAUCGCUUCUCA